AUGUUUAAAUCCCUGACAAUAAGAUUCAACAAGGUGAAGCCUAGUGACGGGAGCGAUGAGAAUAAACAAGGUUCUGAUCCAAGCAGCGAGUCACAGCAACCCACGAGACAGGGAGAAAACAAAACUGAAAAGAAAUCUCUCAAAACCAAGAUGCCUCUAGUUUCAGCUGAAGAGUCAUACACCAAAAUUCAAGAUAAAAUCUGUGAGAAAAAUACACUUGAAGACAAGACCACAAACCCUGACUCUAAAAAUCCAGCAGAAUCAACUGGAACAAAGCCAGAGCAGAAGGAAAUGGGGAAUGGGAACGAAGGCCUGGUCAGCAAACCACUUGGAGCCCCUGUUAUUAAUGAGUAUGCCGAUGCCCAGCUACACAACCUAGUGAGGAGAUUGCAUCAAAGAACAGAUUUCUACAAGAGAAAGUUGGUGGAAGGUGAUAUGUCCUCACCUGAAGGCAGCCCCCAAACUGCAAAGCCCACAGUUGUAUCAUCAACACAAGAAAGCAGUGCUAAGCUAAAAGAAGAACAUUAUCAGAAGGUGCCUCUAACAGAGUACCUAAAGCGAAUCAGACUUCCAAAAAGCAUAGAUUCAUACACAGAUCGAUUCUAUCUCCUGUGGCUCUUGCUUGUCACCAUUGCCUUUAACUGGAACUGCUGGCUUAUACCGCUGCGCAUCAUCUUCCCAUAUCAAACACCAAACAACGCACGCUACUGGCUUAUUACGGACAUCAUAUGUGAUACCAUCUACCUUUUCGAUUUGCUGUUAAUCCAGCCCAGACUCCAGUUUAUUAGAAGAGGAGACAUAAUAGUGGAUUCAAAUGAACUAAAGAGACACUACAGGAGUUCUACGAAAUUUCAGUUGGAUGUGGCAUCAAUAAUGCCAUUUGAUGUUUUCUACCUCUUCUUUGGGUUUAAUCCAAUAUUUAGGACAAAUAGGAUGUUAAAGUACACUUCAUUUUUUGAGUUUAAUCAUCACCUAGAGUCUAUAAUGAACAAGGCAUAUAUCUACAGAGGCAUUCGAACAACUGGAUACUUGCUCUUUACUCUGCACAUUAAUGCCUGUAUGUAUUAUUGGGCUUCAAACUAUGAAGGAAUUGGAACUACCAGAUGGGUGUAUGAUGGUGAAGGAAACAAGUAUCUGAGAUGUUAUUAUUGGGCAGUUCGAACUUUAAUUACCAUUGGGGGCCUUCCAGAACCACAAACUUCAUUUGAAAUUGUUUUUCAACUGUUGAAUUUUUUUUCUGGAGUUUUUGUGUUCUCCAGCUUAAUUGGUCAGAUGCAAGAUGUAAUUGGGGCAGCUACAGCCAAUCAGAACAACUUCCGCACCUGCAUGGAUCAUACCAUUGCCUACAUGAACACUUAUUCCAUUCCUAAGAUUGUGCAGAAUCGGGUCAGGACUUGGUAUGAAUAUACAUGGGACUCUCAAAGAAUGCUAGAUGAAUCCGACCUACUUGAGACACUGCCAACUACAAUGCAGUUAGCCCUCACCACUGAUGUGAACUUCAGCAUCAUCAGCAAAGUCGACUUGUUCAAGGGAGAAAUUGGCAAGGAAAUGUAUAUCAUUAAGCAAGGAGAAGUCCAAGUUCUUGGAGGACCUGAUGGCACUCAAGUUCUGGUUACUCUGAAAGCUGGAGCAGUGUUUGGAGAAAUCAGCCUUCUAGCAGCAAGAGGAGGAAACCGUAGAACUGCCAACGUGGUGGCCCAUGGCUUUGCCAAUCUUUUAACUCUGGACAAAAGGACCCUCCAAGAAAUUCUAGUGCAUUAUCCAGAUUCUGAAAAGCUCCUCAUGAAGAAAGCCAGAGUGCUUCUAAAGAACAAGGCUCCAGGCACAGAGACAACUCGUCCAAAUAAAGGACUUGCCUUUCUCUUCCCACCAAAACAAGAGACGCCCAAAAAGUUUAAAGCUCUCCUGGGAGGCUCAGGAAAAGCAGGUCUUGCAAGACUACUCACACUGAAGAGAGAACAAACCGUUCUGAAAAAAAGUGAAAACUCUGAAGGAGAAGAGGAUAAAGGAAAAAAAUAUGAAGAUAAAGGAAGACAGCCAGCAGAGAAACCACUUGAAACAUCCAAAUGUCGAACAAGUUCUAUUACAGCAGAGGAAGCGCACCAGUCAAUUAGAAGGGCAGUUUUACCCAGAGGAACUACCCAUCAAUCACUCAUCAUCAGCAUGGCUCCUUCUGCGGAGGCUGGGGAAGAGGUUCUGAUGAUUGAAGUCAAAGAAAAGGCUAAGCCAUAA
Messenger RNA from Lipotes vexillifer (Yangtze River dolphin), 2232 nucleotides. It is a transcript of the gene CNGB3, whose product is annotated as cyclic nucleotide gated channel subunit beta 3. The transcript has 17 exons. Lineage: Eukaryota; Metazoa; Chordata; Mammalia; Artiodactyla; Lipotidae. Gene Ontology annotation, biological process: monoatomic cation transmembrane transport. The coding region runs from base 1 to 2232 and encodes 743 amino acids. Gene Ontology annotation, molecular function: protein-containing complex binding; intracellularly cGMP-activated cation channel activity; cGMP binding. Gene Ontology annotation, cellular component: plasma membrane; photoreceptor outer segment; intracellular cyclic nucleotide activated cation channel complex. The record is from RefSeq and is a predicted model, not a curated record.